UUCGUGCGGCAUCAGGGCAGCAUGGCGGCGAUAGGAGUACAUUUCGGCUAUACCUGCGCGUGUGUCGCGGUGUUUAAGGAUGGGCGUGCUGAUGUUGUUGCUAAUGAUGCAGGAGACAGAGUGACUCCAGCUGUGGUGGCCUACAGAGACACUGAACAGAUCGUCGGCAUCGCAGCAAAGCAGGGUCGAGUCAGAAACGCUGCGAACACAGUGGUCAAAGUGAAACAAGUACUGGGCAGGAGCUUCGAUGAUCCAGAGACUCAGACUCACCGAUCAGAGAAGUGUCAGGUGGUGAAUCGGGAUCAGAAGCUGUUUUAUGAAAUUUCAUCAGGAGAUCAGACGACUUUCAUCCCACCACACGAUGUCGCCAAACUCAUCUUCAACAAGAUGAAAGAAACUGCUCAGUCAGCCGUCGGCUCUGAUGUUACUGAGGCAGUCAUCACCGUCCCUUUUGAGUUCGCACAUGCUCAGAAGAGUGCUCUAAGAGAGGCAGCUGAGGCAGCAGGGUUCCAUGUUCUGCGUCUGAUCCACGAGCCAGCGGCUGCUCUGCUGGCUUAUGGCGUGGGUCAGGACUCAUCUUCAGGAAAGAGUCAUGUUUUGGCGUGGAAGCUGGGUGGGUCGUCUCUCAGUGUGACGGUUCUUCAGGUGAACGGAGGAAUGUUUCGUGUUCUUCACACCGUCACAGAUCACAGCAUCGGAGGAGAGAGCUUCACUCAGGCGCUCGCACAACACCUGGCAGCGGAGUUUAAACGCUCGUUCAGACACGAUGUUAGCAGUAACCCUCGGGCCAUGCUGAAGCUGAUGAGCGGAGCGGACAUGAUCAAACACUCUCUGUCCUCCCUGGAGUCGGCUAACUGCUUCGUCGACUCGCUGCACGACGGCAUCGACUUUGACUGCAGCAUCUCCAGAGCUCGCUUCGAGCUGCUGUGUUCCUCGCUCUUCAGUAAGAGCAUCCAGCCAAUCAGAGUGUUACUGGAGGAGGCGGGGCUUUCUACUUCAGACAUCAACAAGGUGGUCCUCUGCGGUGGCUCGGCACGGAUCCCUCGCCUGCAGCAGAUGAUCCGUGAUAUGUUUCCUGAAGUAGAGCUGCUAAGCUCGGCACCUCCAGAUGAGGUCAUCGCAGUGGGCGCAGCCCUGGAGGCGGGGCUUCUGGUGGGCAAAGAGGGGCUGAGACCAGAGGAGGAGUCAGUUAGCGUGGAUGUUUCUGCCACCGAUAUCUUAUUGAAGGAGGUUGACGACACUGGAGCUGAGGUGUUCACUGUGCUCCUCCCCUCGGGAACACCACUUCCUGCCCGCAGACAUCACAUCCUAAAAGGGGGGGCGCUGUCCUCCCUCCGUUUGCAGAUCUACCAGAGACUGAUCUCCAGGCAGCCGGAGAAACUGGCUCAGAUUGUCCUGAGGGACCUAGAGCCUUCAGAGAACCACAACAUCGACGCCGUGGUCACCAUGAAGAGGGAUGGCUCCCUUCAGGUUUCCUGUGUGGAUCAGAGCAGCGGGAGGUCAGAGGUCGUCUCUGUUGCUGCAGCAUCAUGAAGCCAAUCAGCUGAUCAGUGAAUGUCAUUGUGUUUUUUUCUUUAAUCAAUAAAAGCGAUUAGAAAUGGUC
This is a messenger RNA of Notolabrus celidotus (New Zealand spotty), 1603 nucleotides long. It is a transcript of the gene hspa14, whose product is annotated as heat shock protein 14. The record is from RefSeq and is a predicted model, not a curated record. Gene Ontology annotation, molecular function: ATP hydrolysis activity; heat shock protein binding; ATP binding. The transcript has 14 exons. Gene Ontology annotation, cellular component: ribosome; cytoplasm. Lineage: Eukaryota; Metazoa; Chordata; Actinopteri; Labriformes; Labridae. The coding region runs from base 22 to 1533 and encodes 503 amino acids. Gene Ontology annotation, biological process: protein refolding; cellular response to unfolded protein.